AGAUGCUAAGAUCUAAGGAUGAGGAGGAAAGUAUGGCAACAAUGGAUGUUCAUGGUGCAGCAGUGAAAAUCCAAAGGGCUAAGGAGGCUUACCAGGGAUAUGCAGGGUUUUAUGAUAAGCCACCAAAAGCAGAGGUUUUGGCUUGGUUUUUUAACGGGCUAUGCUCGUACUUCAUUCACACAGUUCUCAUUCCUGUUGUGUUCCCUCUUCUCAUCAGCCAAAUCGUGUGGCCGAUAAAGUACCCUCUGCCAGAAUGGGGGAAGAACUCCAAGGGCUUCAACUGUCUGGAAAAGGACUUGCAACUGUAUGACGGACUAACAAGCGCAAGAAUAAAGGUCAGCACUAUGAAGUUCUCUCCAUUGGAGUGGACUUCAAUUUCUUGGGUUUUAGGACUCAUUCUUGCAGCACCAAUACUAAGCACCCUUUCAGUCAAACUGGACUUUGGCCGAAACCAACGACUCAUCGCCGCAGCGGCAACAGCUGUCGGAGCUCUCUUCUGUCUUCCUGUUGGAUUUUUCAAAACCAUAUGGGUCUUUCCAGUUUAUAUUAUUGCCAUUGUUGCAGCCAACACUGUCUGUGUUGCCUCUCACACCCGCCACCUUGGCUUAAUGAUCAGUGGAUUCGUUGGUUCCAGUAUCACAAAACACCAAUUUCCCGACAGAAGAGAUGUGGCCGGCUGGCUCUCACUUUAUGCCACAGCUGCCGGUAGUUUAGGUUCCGCCAUCAUCUCUGCCUUUGCAUAUCACAUGCUCAGACACCACGAGGGGUUCCUCAGCUUAUGGAUAGUCUCAAUAUUUAGUGGGCUUCAAUGGUGCGCGGGAAUAAUCCAUGUCUUUAUUGGUAAUAGACCUGGUGCAAAUACAUCAUCAUCAAGUUCAACUCCCAACUCCCAUGUGAUCUCCAUUUUCAAAUACCCUCAUGCAGCUGGAAGCUUGGCCGGUGUUUUCCUUUCCUCUUUUGCAACAAUGUGCAUUUUCACAGGAGGUGUACUCUAUUUAGUAGGGCAACUCUGCUUUAGACCAGUGAACAUACUAUACCUUUGGUUAACAUACUUUAUAUUCCCUUUGUUGUCUCUCCCACUAUUACAGCCUCUACAGCAUCUCAUUAGGGCAGAUGCAGUGAAAAUGCAGCUUCUAGGAUUCAUGCUCUCAGCACUCACCUCGGGGGUUGGAUUUUUUUACCGCAUUGAAAAUUGGCCAAAGCAAAAUGUCUUGGUCUUCUCUGCAGUCCAAAGCGUGGCAACAGGUCUCCUGCACGCUUUUGGACGGGUUUUGUUGCUGGAUUGCUCACCAGAAGGGAAAGAAGGCACCUUCGCUGCGUGGUUCUCGUGGGUGAGAGCUCUCGGCACAUGCACGGGCUUUGCAGUUGCAUCAGCUGGUUCUGGAAACAUCAACAGGGCUUUGGGGGUUGGAUUUUGCACAGCAAUUGUCGGGAUUGUUAUUUUGACUUUUGGGAAUAUCAGUGACUUUGGAGGAGCCGUUGCAGCUGGGCAUGUGAGAGAGGAUGAUGGCGAGAAGGGUUCGCCGGUGCAUGGCUUGGAUAAAGGCAUGGGAGCUGAGACUGUGGAAACUCCAUAUGAAAGAAUAGAGGUAUAGACUGAUCACUUCAACAGAUAAUACAGCACUGGGUCUUUGCUUUGUUUUGUUGUACUGUUGAAAUAACAAAAUAACAUUUUCGUUGAUUUUUUUUAAUAAUCAUAUUCGUAUUGGGAAUGAUCGCAAGCACUGAUGUAAGUGGUGACACUGAAAAAAUACUGUUCAUACAUAGCAUGUCUAUUAGUUACUUCAAUGUAGGCAAGAAUUUCGGUUUUGCAACUUUUAGUGUGUGUUUAUUUUCCCCUAAUAAACAAUUGUAUAAAGAAGUUUCAACCCUGUUACAUUUUGUA
Camellia sinensis is the source of this 1885-nucleotide messenger RNA. NCBI's taxonomy places the organism in Eukaryota, Viridiplantae, Streptophyta, Magnoliopsida, Ericales, Theaceae. The record is from RefSeq and is a predicted model, not a curated record.